CGCGCCUCGCGACCAGCAUGGCCGCCGACGCUGCAGACGAGCACCACGUACCGACGACGUCCAGUCCACUCGCGCCUCCUGCAAGCCCUCGAGCCGCUGCGUCGUCCAACACCCGGCCCGACCUCGUUCGCGACAGCGAGGACCUCGACGUCGCUCCAGUCCGCACCGACGACUACUACGACGACGACGACCCGCUCGACGCGGCCGACGCGCUCCUCGCGCAGGACGACCACCACCCUCGCCUCACCCGGUCGCGCGCGUCGUCCUUCUCGGUCGACUUUAGCGGGCGCCUCCUGCAGCUCACGGCGUCGACCGAGCGCGGCGCAGAUGGCAGCAGUGCGGCCGAGCGCGGGCAGCGACCGGGCACGGUCAAGGAGCACGUGUCGCUCGCCGGCGGGUGCGCGCUCGUCGUCGGCAUCGUGAUUGGGAGCGGCAUCUUUUCGUCGCCGGGCGUCGUCGCCAAGGAGACGGGCAGCGUCGGGACUGCCCUCUUCGUGUGGCUCGCGGCGGGCCUCUUGUCGUGGGCGGGCGGGAGCAGCUUUGCCGAGUUGGGAUCCAUGUUGCCCAUGAACGGCGGGCACCAAGUCUAUCUGAGCGCAGCUUUCGGACCCUUAGCAUCGUUCGCUUACUCGUUCACGGCGGUCACGGCGCUCAAACCCGGCGGGCAGGCCAUUAUCUCGAUCAUCUCGGCAGAGUACCUGUGCCGCAUCUUCUGGCACACGGCGUUCGAGCCUGAUCCUCGAGCCGCCGCUCGGGGUAUCCCGACCGUCGCCAUCAAGCUCGUCGCGAUCGCGUGCCUGUGCAGCAUCUCGGGCGUGCACAUGUGGUCGACCAAGGCGGGCACGCGCGCUCAGCUCGUCGUCACCGUCUUCAAGGUCCUCGCCCUCGUCCUCGUCUUCAUCGGCGGCCUCGUCUACCUCGGGCUCGGGUCGCACCCCGCGUCCGACUUUACCUUUGCCGGCUCGUCCGACAAGCCGGCAGGCUACGCCCUCGCCCUCUUCUCGGCGCUGUGGACGUUCGACGGCUGGGACGCGGCCAACUUUAUCGGCCGCGACGUUGUCCCUGGGUCUUUGCCCCUCAUGAUCAACAGCAGCAUGGCCAUGAUCGUCGUUCUCUUCCUGCUCGCCAACGUGUCCUACUUCCUCGUCCUCCCAUUCGACAUCGCAACGGCAACGACGACUAUCGGACUCGACUUUGGGCGCGCACUCGCCGGUCCGGUCGGCGGCCUCCUCUUUGCCAUCAUCGUCUCGAUCUCGGCUCUCGGCGCGCUCAACGGCACCCUGUACACUUCAUCCCGCCUCGUCGUCGCCGCGAGCGAGCAGGGCUUCCUCCCUCGCACGUUCGCCACCUUCAACAGCCGCCAGAAGACGCCGAUCAACGGCAUCCUGCUCAGCACGGCCCUGUCGACCAUCUUUAUCUGCUUUGGCGACUUUGGCUCGCUCACGCUCUUUUACGGCGUGUGCGCCUGGACGUGGAACCUGGCCGUCGUCAUCGGCCUGCUCGUCCUGCGCGUCUCGGAACCGACGCUCAAGCGACCUUACCGCACCUUCCUCGCGACGCCGAUCCUGUUUGCGAGCACGGCCCUGUUCCUCAUCGUCCUGUCGCUCUUCUCGAAACCGUGGCAGUCGCUCGCGGCUUUCGCGUUCUGCGUCGCCGGGACCGUGCCGUACUACCUGCACGUGCGGCCGAACGAGCGACGGAAAGCGGCCGAGGGGCUCGAGAUGACCUGAGGCGGCGCUCGCGGUCUAGGAAGAGUCGCUGUAGCCUAUCCUGCAUUGCGACGAGCAUCAUCGUCUCAAAUCUACGUCCCCGUACACCUGCGCACGGGCCUCUUCGCUCCCGCUCGCCGC
Rhodotorula graminis WP1 is the source of this 1850-nucleotide messenger RNA. RefSeq lists its product as uncharacterized. Gene Ontology annotation, cellular component: membrane. Gene Ontology annotation, biological process: amino acid transmembrane transport. Gene Ontology annotation, molecular function: L-amino acid transmembrane transporter activity. Bases 18 to 1730 code for a protein of 570 amino acids. Lineage: Eukaryota; Fungi; Basidiomycota; Microbotryomycetes; Sporidiobolales; Sporidiobolaceae. The transcript is spliced from 14 exons. The record is from RefSeq and is a predicted model, not a curated record.